Molecule: messenger RNA, 1275 nt
Organism: Coregonus clupeaformis (lake whitefish)
Lineage: Eukaryota; Metazoa; Chordata; Actinopteri; Salmoniformes; Salmonidae
Product: amine sulfotransferase-like
Exons: 7
Coding region: 122-1093 (323 amino acids)
Biological process (GO): sulfation
Cellular component (GO): cytoplasm
Molecular function (GO): sulfotransferase activity
Source: RefSeq, a predicted model, not a curated record
CCUCCUCUCUUCUUCCCCUCCUCCUUUCUCCUUCUCCUCCAACCUCAAGUGACCUGGAUAUAUCAGAUACCUUCCUGUUCUGCUCCUGUCAUUCCUCACCAUUGUCUAGCCAACUGUCAUUAUGUUUCACUCUCCAGACCCCACCUCUCCUCCAUCAGUGGAAGGGCUGGACCUGUUGAGUCCCUACCUGUUCACACACAGAGGGUACAACUUUACUGUCGGGGAGACCAACCCCCAGUACAUCGACUCCCUCCAGAGCUUUGAGAUUCAAGAAACAGACAUUUUCCUCGUCUCCUACCCCAAAUCAGGUACGAUAUGGACCCAGCAGAUCCUGGUCCAGGUGGUGGAGGCGGCCCACCCUGAGAGUAGUGGCACCGACCAGAGAUCCACCAAUCUGGAGAAGAUGCCCUGGCUAGAGUACCCAGACACCCACCCCGAGCGCCCGCGCCCCGCACCCAGACUCUUUAUCUCCCACCUGCACCCAAACCUGCUGCCCCCCAGCCUGAGCACCAAGAGACCCAAGAUUGUGUACGUGAUGAGAAACCCGAAGGACAACAUGGUGUCCUACUACCACUUCUGUCAAGUGUGGAGCAAGCUGGAGACACCCAGCAGCUUCCAGGAUUUCUUUGACCAGUACCUGACAGGGAAAAUGGUGGGUGGAUCGUGGUUUGACCAUGUCCGUGAGUGGCACACCAAGAGAGGGCAGUAUGACAUUCUCUUUGUCAAGUACGAGGACAUGAUCAAGGACCUGAGGUCAGUGGUGGUGGAUAUCUGUGAUUUCCUAGGGAAGAACCUGACCCCCUCGGCCAUUGACCGCAUUGUUGAGAAGGCCAGGUUCAAGAACAUGAAAAAGGAUCCAAAAGCCAACUAUGAGUUUCUGCCCAAAGACGUGCUCGUUCUGGAGAAAGGACAUUUCCUACGGAAAGGUACCAUAGGAGACUGGAAGAACUUGUUGACGGUGGCUCAGAGUGAACGCUUCGACCAGGUGUUUGAAGAGAAGAUGAAGGACCUGCCUCUAAGGUUCACCUGGGACAUCAACAAACAUCACAGAGCCACCCAAACCAUUGGUCCCGGAGAUCACCUGUCACUAUAGUGUGGCCUCCCGAGUGGCGCAGUGGUCUAAGGCACUGCUAGAACUGAGGGGCUCUGUGGUCUACCCCAGAGGAGACAGCAUUCCCCGGAGCACAGAAGACAGUAACCCAGAAGUGGUCUCCUGGCGGAGACUUGUUUCUUUUCUUUUUCUUUAUGGUUGUAAAUAAACACCCUUGAAACUGA